GGAGGGGAAAAGAGGGAGAGACACUUGACGCAUCGGAGUGAGUGAGCACACCAAGGCUUCACUUUCCAAUAUGCAACCUGCGAGACGCCACGCCGUCAGCUACUUGUGCUUCUGACACUGAGAGAGACAGAGAGGAGAGAGGCGGGGAUGGAGGUACAGUAGUGGAGCUGCACAGACACGGCACAGCCCGCGAAUGUAACGCCACACAAAAGAAAGAGCAGCAUCUUUGCGCACAAGUCAGGCGGAUAUUUUUUGGCCGGGAGCGUCGCCGCGACUCGACAGUGAUGUCUGUGUGCAGAAUUUUGUAUAGUGAUAAAACACGGAUUAAUCUGAGGCUGUGAAUUCCUCGGAGACAUUUACUGCUGUGAGGACAGAUUGGGAAACCAGAAAGGUGCAAAUCGGAUUCCAUACAUUUGUGAUUGGAUGUGAGACUACUUUGACCCUACAAAAUUGAAGAUGAUGUUGCUAUGGAAACUGCUGGUGCUGCAGUCACUUAUGGGGUGCCUUGCAGAGAGCAGUGUCCUGCAGAGUCCUGCCUUCACCAAGCAGCCCGGCAGCAUUGUGUAUCCUGUGGAGACUGUGGAGAAGAACAGGGAGGUGGUGUUCAGCUGUGAAGCCCAAGGAAGCCCACCACCUAUCUACCGAUGGAAAUUGAAUGGCACGGAAAUCAGUCCCAAAUCUGGAUCUCACUACAGCCUCUCUGGAGGCAACCUCAGAAUCAGCCAUCUGAACAAAGACCAAGAUGCUGGAACGUAUCAGUGCCUCGCCUCCAACUCUUUCGGGACCAUCGUCAGCCGAGAGGCCAGUCUAACCUUUGCAUACUUGGAAAACUUCAAGACUCACAGAAGAAGCUCUGUAUCAGUCCGCGAAGGUCAAGGAGUGGUUCUGCUCUGCGGCCCUCCACCGCAUUCUGGAGAUCUUGUAUUUUCCUGGAUCUUUAAUGAGUACCCGACAUUUGUGAAGCAGGAUACUCGUCGAUUCAUCUCACAGGAGACGGGGAAUCUGUACAUCGCCAAAGUGGAGCCCUCUGAUGUUGGCAACUACACCUGCGUGGUGACCAACACUGUCACAAAGACCCGAGUUCAGGGUCCACCCACUCCACUAGUGCUCCGCAGUGAUGGUGUGAUGGGUGAAUAUGAGCCAAAGAUUGAAGUUCAGUUUCCAGAGGUUGUUCAUGUUGCCAAAGGAUCCACUGUAAAGCUGGAAUGCUUCGCUCUGGGAAACCCAGUACCAUCUAUAAACUGGAGGAGAGUGGACAGUAUACCCUUCCCCAGGAAAGUAGACAUGAGGAAAGCCAGCGGCGUCUUGGAAAUCCCAUAUUUCCAGCAGGAGGACGCCGGCACGUACGAGUGUGUGGCAGAGAACUCCAGGGGAAUGAACACAGUGAAAGGGAAGCUCUCUUUCUACGCUCCUCCUCAUCUCAUUGAGAAACCCCAAGAUGUCCAGAAACUCAUUGAUGACUCGUUGGUGUGGGAGUGUAAAGCCACAGGGAAGCCAAAGCCUUCUUACAGGUGGAUGAAAAAUGGAGAGAACCUGGAGUCUGCGGAGGAACGCAUACAGGUUGCCAACGGAGCAUUGUCAAUCAGUCGUCUGACCCUGUCCGACACAGGAAUGUACCAGUGCGUGGCUGGGAAUAAGCACGGCGAGGUCUACUCCAAUGCGGAGCUCCGAGUAAUAGCUGUUGCCCCAGAUUUCUCCCACAACCAGCUGAAGAGCCAGACGCUGGUGAAGGUUGGAGGAGAUGUGCUCAUUGAGUGCAAGCCCAAGAUGUCCCCUUGGGGUGUGAUCUCCUGGCGGAAGGGCAACGAACCACUCCGGGAAAGUAACAGGGUCACCAUCUUGGACAACGGUAACCUUCGGGUAUGGAAUGCAACCAAAUCUGAUGCAGGUCUCUACACUUGUGUGGCAAGAAAUCAGUUCGGCAUAGCAAGCAGCACAGGAAGCGUCACAGUUAAAGAGCCGACCAUUAUCACCACCCUGCCGACCACGCUGGACAUCACAGUGGGGGAGAGCGUUGUCCUGCCCUGCCAAGUGAGCCACGACCCGUCACUGGAGCUCAAGUUCACCUGGUUCUUCAACGAGCAGCUCAUCCACUUCGGGAGCCACGGUGGAUUUUUUGAAAAAGUGGGAGGUCAGCAUUCGGCAGGAGACAUUAUGAUUCGAAAUAUCCAGCUGAGGCAUGCGGGGAAGUACACGUGCGCUGUGCAAACAAAGGUGGACAGCAUUUCCAUUGCUGUGGACUUGGUUGUCAGAGGUCCCCCGGGGCCCCCUACCAGCAUCCAUGUAGAAGAAAUCACUGAUACCACAGCCUCUCUGUCCUGGAGGCCUGGUCCCGAUAAUCACAGUCCAAUUACGGCAUACACCAUCCAGGCCAGGACACCAUUUUCCCUCGGGUGGCAGGCUGUCACCACAGUUCCUGAGGUGGUGGGGGGCCACCGGCUGACAGCUACAGUAAUAGACCUGAGCCCUUGGGUGGAGUACGAGUUUCGAGUCCUGGCAAGCAACAGCAUUGGGACCGGCGAGCCCAGCAAGCCAUCGAAACAAGCAAGGACAAAGGGGACCUCUCCGAAGGUCACACCAGCUAAUGUGAGUGGAGGCGGUGGCAGUCGCUCGGAAUUAGUCAUCACAUGGGAGCCAGUUCCAGAGGAGCUGCAAAAUGGACCAGGUUUUGGCUACGUUGUAGCUUUUCGACCCCAUGGAGCCACGGGGUGGAUGCAGGCUGCCGUACCAUCCGCUGAAGCAUCCAGAUACGUCUUUAAAAAUGAGAGCAUUCAGCCUUUCUCGCCUUUCCAUGUGAAGGUUGGGGUUUACAACAAUGAGGGGGAAGGGCCUUUUGGACCGGUUACUACUAUCUACUCUGCUGAAGAAGAGCCUGGCCGAGCUCCCACCAGGGUCCGCGCCAAGAGCCUCUCUGCAUCCGAGAUUGAAGUUUCGUGGAAAGCUCUGCCCUGGAAUGCCAGCAAAAAAAGAGUCCUGGGCUAUGAGCUGAGGUACUGGAGUAGAAGUGAAAGGGAAGACACGGCCAGUGUGCAAAAGACUGUAGGAAAUCAAACAUCUACUAUUAUCCGCGGGGUGAAAGGCAGCACCACAUAUUACAUCUCAGUGAGGGCGUAUAACACUGCAGGGACGGGUCCUCCCAGCACCACGGUCAACGUUACCACCAAAAAACCCCCACCCAGUCAGCCGCCAGUUAAAGUGAUGUGGAACACAUCAAACUCCAAGAUUAUAUUGAACUGGGAGCAGGUCAAAGCUCUUGAGAAUGAGUCAGAGGUCACUGGUUACAAAGUGUUGUACAAGAAGAAUCGACACAGUCGCCCCAACGUCAUGGAAACCAACACGACCUCUGUAGAGCUCGCUUUGCCUACUGACGAGGAUUAUAUCAUCCAGAUAAAGCCAUUUGGAGAGGGAGGGGAAGGCAGCAGUAGCAGGCAGAUCACUAUCCCAAGGCUACCAGGCCCAAACGCAGUCGGCUCAGCGUCCAAGGUCUCCACUCUAUCAGCCCUCAGUACAAUAGCACUGUCUUUCACAGCCCGGACAUCUUUAUGACAAACAGCUCCCAGCAGACGUUGCAUCUGAUGUGAAGACAGCUCCACGGCGGAACGCAAACACAGCCCACUCUGGUGUAACUAGAUCCAUUCAUUUAGAUUUUAGAGGCAGAGGGAAGAAAUAAAAAAAAACAAAACAUGCCAUUGAGAUGACAGGGAACGAGUCCCCUUCAGCACCCAGGCUAAGUAAAGGAGAUUGAGCGAUGUCGUGACUAUGUUGUUACCAAAGCAGCUUUCAUAAGAAAAAAAUAAAAUAAAGAGAAAAAUGUCUUAUAUGCAUCUUUUUGUAUGACAUGUUGAGCUUUUUAUAGAUUUUUUUUUCCUUAAUCAAUUUGAAGUCAGUCUGGGCUUACUGGGGUGAGAACAAUUAAGUGCAUGGCAAAUAACAUCAUCAAAUUUUCCAGUCUGGAGGUUAAGAAUGUGAUUUGAAGGAGCACCUUUUAUCUUCUAAAAUAAGAUGAUACUUGUAACUUUGGUUCUAACAGACUGAAGUGGUUUCUUUUUCUUCAAGUGAAUGAACUGUUAACUGUUAACUGUUACAUCUCUGCAUUUCUGUUUCUGCAAUAUUUUACAAAUAUUUCACUCGAAGGACUUCAUCGACAUGGGUGUUUGUCAUUAUUGGUCAUCUCAUCAAGUGCUGCAGGUGAAGAGAGGAUCAGCAUUUAAAAUGAUCUGUCUCCAGACAGCAUAUGCUAAUGCUUUACCAUACUGGUCAAGUGUUAGCCUUAGCAAACUGAAUGAAGUUAGCCAUCUUUAAUGUUUUCAAAAAAGUUCACUCUAAAGUUUUCUUUUUAUAUCUCAUGAGAAAAAGAGAAAACAAUACUAGCUUCAGGCUGUGCACAUUCAUCAAAUAAUGCUAACUGUCGCUAAUACCGUAUAGGAUAGUUUGUUUUAAUGCAAUAUUCACAUUCCAUAUGUAAAUUGAGUUAUGAGUCAUUAUAAUUAUUCCUCCUGUCCAUACUGGCCCUUUAUAGUAUGACUGCACUGCGCAAGAUGUGGCUAACAUGAGGCUUUAGCCGUCUGAGUUAGCAAAAUCAAAUAGCUUUUUCACCUUUUUUUGUUGUACGUCUUUUGUUGUACGUUUUUUGAUGUACGUCUGUCUGUACUUAAGUUUGUCCCAUUCUUGUGAAUGUGAUAUCUCAAAAACAUCUUGAGAGAAUUCCUCCAAAUGUGGCACAAAUGUCCACUUGGACGUAAUGAUAAAUUGAUAAGAUUUUGGUGGACAAAGGUCAAGGCCAGUGUGACCUUGCAUCCAUCUAAUUCUCAUGAAGGCAAUAACUCAAGAAGGCCUUGAGGGAUUUUUCUCAAAUUUGGCACAAAUUCCACUUUGACUCAAGAAUAUACUGAUUAGAAUUUAGUGGUUGAAAGUCAACGGUCAAGGUCACUGUGACCUCACAAAACAUGUUUUUGGCCAUAAAUCAGGAAUUUUUCACACAAAUGUCACAUGUCUAAUAGAAUAAAAUGAUGAAGUUAUGACAUUUUUUUUAAUUUAAAAGGUCAAAGGUCAACUUCAAUGUGACAACAUAAUGUUCUACAAAAACAUUUUCCUGGCCAUUACUCAGCGUCAUAUCUCAGGAACAGAAGGGGAGACUUUUGGUCAGAUACUGAAUUGAUGUUUGCGAAGCAUCCAUGCUUUUUAAAGUUAUUAAUGUAAACUGUAACUGCAAAUUGAUCGGUUUGUGGAGGAAUACAACUGCGAGGCGGUGACUCUAGUUUUCAUACAAAAUCCCCUAAUUGUGUUCUUUCAAAUGCUUUCUUGCUGCAACCUAGCAGCAGGAUGUGUCCUGUAAGUUUGUUGCUAGGAUGAUACAAUCACAAUAAACCUACGCUACGAACUAUACAAAGAUACCAACUUGAUUUUGUUAAUUGAAGAAUUCUGAAGUUUAUUAUUGGCUUCCGCUGAACUGUAAAUUACAUUAUAAGUGCAUAGGGAUUGCUUCAUGGACGAAUAAAUGAUGACAGCAAUCAAUAGCUCUGUCAGCAUACAUGUAAAAUAAAUGCCAAACUUGUCCUUUAACAUGCUUUAUGUAAAUGCAUUCACAUGCCAUGUUUUUGAUGUCAGUCAUAUUGGGGGAGGUGACAAACAGUGCUGCACUGAGCAAAACUGGUGUCCCUGGCAACACCCCCCAACAAAAUUUAGGUGAACUGCAUUGCCAGGUCUACAGACCAACUGUUAGCAUUAUCAUUAGAUCUUUGGAUAAUUUUCCCCUCAAUUUCUUUCAAAAAAUAAAAUAAAAUAAAAAAAUAUGUAUAUAUAUAUUUAUUUUUUUUCUGGGGGGUGGGGGGCUCUUUGUGGUGCCAUAGAGGCUGUCUGUGUCACCUAUAGCAAAAUCCGCCACUGGUGACAAAGAAUUCCCAAAAAGUCGAUGGGGUCCUUAAAGCCAUCCAUGUGAUAUUUACUGACCUUGUUACCAGAAAUAGCAGCAUGCUGUUUUGGAGAACAUCUCCCCUGGGUUCCUCGACCUUGGCCAUUGAACUGCACUGGUGACCGGACCCUUGUGGCUGUCUCAUGCUCCUCAUUCUUUCAGUUAGCCCUGUGUCUAGAGCUAUUCUUUGCCUUCUGUGUGCCUCAUCAUAUGUUCAAAAUCCUCAGGUCCUUAAAGAGCCUUAACUUAUCACAUGUAUAUCAAAAACAUUAGAAACAUAGAACUAUGAAGCAGCCGCGGUGAUGUUUACAUGCUGCUGUGUUGAUAGAUACUGUAUGUGAUUGGGAUCGGGGGGGGGGCAGCAUCCUUUGUGCAAUGCUGAGGAUACCGAGGUUAGUUUGAAUGGCAUUCCGCUGUUUCGCAUGGGAUAUUGGCAAUAUAUGAGGCCUGGUGCAUUUUUAUAGGUGUGUAUUCUUAUUAAAAGACAAUGCUGCUGAUCUUUUCCUUUUCCCAUAGUCUCCUGAUGCCAUGUGGGACUGCUGUGCUACAGACGUACAGUGCAGUCUGUAUGUAGCUUGUAAUCCAGUUAAGUAGUUUGUACUUUGAAGGGAAGUGUGCUGUAGGCUACUGGGUCUUGCUCAGAAUCAUGCAUCAAAGAUGUGUAAUAUACUGUUUUGUACACUUCAAAUCAUUUAUAUAAAAGAACCUUUCUAAAGAGAUGAUUUACUUGGUUUUUAUGUAAUAACUCUGUUUCAUACUGUAGCUAACUGUUGCUCAGCAUGACUGUGCUUUGUCCUCUAUCUUCUGUCCAUCUGCAAACCGACUGAAUGGCUUUAGGAACAUGCAAGGUCCAUGCAUCCGAUAGGUUUGUGUAUACUGUAUGUGUACCAUGAAAUCUGAACCACGUCUAUCAGCUCCAUGUCUAUGCUUCUGUCUCAGUCAGCCCUUCUGCGAUGUACUGGGUCUACUGUCCAUAUACGCUCUACAUGAGGGUUUCCUCUGUUGCUGUUUGUUGUUUAUACUGUGUUAAUAAAGACUAUUGAUUUAUA
Messenger RNA from Epinephelus moara (kelp grouper), 6960 nucleotides. It is a transcript of the gene cntn4, whose product is annotated as contactin 4. The transcript has 23 exons. Bases 457 to 3546 code for a protein of 1029 amino acids. Gene Ontology annotation, molecular function: protein binding. NCBI's taxonomy places the organism in Eukaryota, Metazoa, Chordata, Actinopteri, Perciformes, Serranidae. The record is from RefSeq and is a predicted model, not a curated record.